Messenger RNA from Spodoptera littoralis (African cotton leafworm), 2625 nucleotides. The record is from the annotation of a GenBank genome assembly. NCBI's taxonomy places the organism in Eukaryota, Metazoa, Arthropoda, Insecta, Lepidoptera, Noctuidae.
AUGGCACCAGGUCAUGCAGUAUCAUCAGAGGCUGGAUUAUUAGAUCCCAUUAGAAGUAUGUUCAAUCCAAUCCCAUCAAACCGACCACGGCACAAACCUGAUUUACUACUCGGACAUUUAGUAUCACGAUUCCGGGAUUCAAGCCUAGGCGAUGAUAGCAUGGACUUUGAUACAAACGUACAAAGUGACCCUGAGAGGUAUCCGAAUUAUCCAAGGCCUUACGACGAUGCCAUUAAAACUCACAUUAUUUAUGGAAACCCAUUUAAGAAGAAAACAACAAAAAAGCCCAAAGGAAAGUCAAAAUGUGCAAAAGAUCAAUCUAAAGACUCACCAUCGAAAGAUCAGGAGCCACCAAAGGAACCAUGUAAGGAUCAAGAGCCACCAAAGGAUCCAUGCAAAGAGGAACCACCGAAAGAUUCAUGUAAGGAUCAGGAGCCAAAAGAUCCGUUUAAAGAAGCACCACCGAAGGAUCAAAAUGAAUGUAAACCACCAAAGAAACCUUGUAAUCCUUGUAAACCACCACCAAAGGAACCGUGUAAGCCAUGUCCACCACCAGAACCACCAAAAGACCCUUGCAAGCCACCUCCCAAAGAACCUUGUAAGCCUUGCCCACAACCAGAACCACCAAAAGAUCCUUGCAAGCCACCACCCAAGGAAAAAGAACCCUGUAAGCCAUGUCCACAACCAGAACCACCAAAAGAGCCUUGCAAGCCACCUCCCAAGGAACCCUGUAAGCCAUGUCCACAACCAGAACCACCAAAGGACCCUUGCAAGCCACCUCCAAAGGAACCCUGUACUCCAUGUCCAAAACCAGAACCACCAAAAGAACCAUGCAAACCGCCUCCAAAAGAACCUUGUAAUCUAUGUAUACAUCCAGACCCACUAAACAAUCUUUGUAACCAAUGUAAAGAACAAGGUGAGCAUACUCCAUGUCCGAAACCAGAACCACCAAAGGAUCCCUGCAAGCCACCUCCAAAGGAACCAUGUAAGCCAUGUCCAAAACCAGAACCACCGAAGGAUCCUUGUAAACCACCUCCAAAGGAACCUUGUGAUCCAUGUCCGAAACCAGAACCACCAAAGAAUCCUUGUGAUCCUUGCAAGCCAAAGGAACCUUGUGAUCCUUGUAAACCACCUUCAAAGGAACCUUGUGAUCCAUGUCCAAAACCAGAACCACCAAAAGAUCCUUGUGAUCCUUGCAAGCCAAAGGAACCUUGUGAUCCUUGUAAACCACCUCCAAAGGAACCUUGUGAUCCAUGUCCAAAACCAGAACCACCAAAAGAUCCUUGUAAUCCUUGCAAACCACCUCCAAAGGAACCUUGUGAUCCAUGCCCAAAACCAGAACCACCAAAAGAUCCUUGUAAUCCUUGCAAGCCAAAGGAACCUUGUGAUCCAUGUCCAAAACCAGAACCACCAAAAGAUCCUUGUAAUCCUUGCAAGCCACCUCCAAAGGAACCUUGUGAUCCAUGCCCAAAACCAGAACCACCAAAAGAUCCUUGUAAUCCUUGCAAACCACCUCCAAAGGAACCUUGUGAUCCAUGUCCGAAACCAGAACACCAAAAGAUCCUUGAACCUUGUGAUCCAUGCCCAAAACCAGAACCACCAAAAGAUCCUUGUAAUCCUUGCAAACCACCUCCAAAGGAACCUUGUGAUCCAUGCCCAAAACCAGAACCACCAAAAGAUCCUUGUAAUCCUUGCAAACCACCUCCAAAGGAACCUUGUGAUCCUUGCAAGCCACCUCCAAAGGAACCUUGUGGUCCAUGUCCAAAACCAGAACCACCAAAGGAUCCAUGUAAGGAUCAUAAACCACCACCAUGCCCACCAAAGAAAGAACCGUGUAAGGAAGCAAAGAAACCGCUUAAAGGUCAAAAUAAUCCAAAAUCCCAUUCAGACAAAAUUUAUUUCAGUGAUUCCAGAAAACUUUCGUAUAGACCAACUUAUUCAAAAGUAACUGCUACUACUACAACUACCUCCAAAUUUUCUAUUAUCGGAAAUGGUAAUUCACGAAUACAUUCAAAUUUACCCCAUAACAGUUUUAGCUAUCCUAAAAUACUCCCUGAAGAUCCAUUUCACAUAAAAAAAAUUGAUGAUUUAUACAAUUCCAAAAUACCAUAUGAGCCUUUGACUCCAGACAUACCUUCCGAUAGUUCAGACAAUUUACCUGGUGAGGAUGCAGAUUAUGCAGUCGACAGAUCAUAUGAUGAGUGGCCGGAGGUUGAUGCCUCAGGGGUUUCUGAUGAAACCUCACCUAAAUCUACUACAGAAUCAGAUGAUUCAGAAUAUGAUGAAAUCAUAGCUCAAAAAUUCCCUCAAGCUGUCAAAUUAUUAGACGAGCUAAGAAAAUUAAACCAAUAUAAAGCUAAUUUAAAACUAGAAAAAUUAGGAAAAGAUGGACAUGGGAAUGAUAUCACUGAAAAUAGUGAAUACAACGAACCAACAGAAGCGGCGACAACGAGGUCCACAAAAAAACCUUACGGUAUUCAAGAAAUAAUUGAUCUACUGGAGCCAGAAGAAUUUUUGAAAAUGUCUACUGAAACCAGUUUCAUUCCUAAAAAAGUAGUUACGACAAAACGAUUAAAAAAAAGAUCUAACUUUAAGCACAAGUUGUUUAGCCCGAUAACGAUUUGA